This is a messenger RNA of Cebus imitator (Panamanian white-faced capuchin), 3132 nucleotides long. It is a transcript of the gene NLRP13, whose product is annotated as NLR family pyrin domain containing 13. NCBI's taxonomy places the organism in Eukaryota, Metazoa, Chordata, Mammalia, Primates, Cebidae. The record is from RefSeq and is a predicted model, not a curated record. Gene Ontology annotation, molecular function: protein binding. Gene Ontology annotation, cellular component: cytoplasm. Gene Ontology annotation, biological process: regulation of inflammatory response. The transcript has 11 exons. The coding region runs from base 1 to 3132 and encodes 1043 amino acids.
AUGAGCUUUUUCGUAGCCACCUCUGCAGACAAUGGUACCAAUGAUGGUCUUCUGCCUUACCUGAUGGCCCUCGAUCAGUAUCAGCUGGAAGAAUUCAAGCUUUGCCUGGAACCCCGUACGCUGAUGGACUUCUGGUCGGCCCCCCAGGGGCACUUCCCGCAUAUCCCCUGGGCAAACUUGAGAGCUGCUGACCCCUUGAAUCUGUCCUUUCUUUUGGACGAACACUUCCCAAAAGGUCAGGCAUGGAACGUGGUCCUUGGCAUCUUCCACACAAUGAAUCUGACCUCACUGUGUGAGAAAGUUAGAGCCAAGAUGAAAGGGAAUGUGCAGACCCAGGAGCCCCAAGAUGCAACCCAAGAAGAUGCAGAGAUGCUAGAAGCAGCAGCAGGGAAUGUGCAGACCCAGGAAUGCCAAGAUCCAAACCAAGAAGCAGAGCAGCUGGAAGAAAAAGCAGGGAAUGGGCAGACGCAGGGUUGCCAAGAUCCAAAGCAAGAAGAACCAGAGGAGCCAGAAGAAGCAGACCACAGAAGAAAAUACAGAGAGAAAAUGAAGGCUAAAGUGUUGGAGAAAUGGGACGACAUCCCUUGGCCUGAAGACCACGUGUAUAUCCGUAGUACAUCAGAGGAUGAACACCAGGAACUGCAGCACCUGCUGGAUCCUCACGGGACUGGAGCCCAGGCCCAGACCAUAGUCUUGGUGGGGAGGGCAGGGGUUGGGAAGACCACCUUGGCAAUGAAGGCUCUGCUGCAUUGGGCAGAUGGAGUUCUCUUUCAGCAAAGGUUCUCCUAUGUCUUCUAUCUCAGCUGCCAUAUGACGAGGUACAUGAAGGAAACUACCUUUGCCAAAUUGAUUUCUCGGGAUUGGCCCAAUUCUGAUGCCCCCAUUGAAGAGUUCGUGUCUCAGCCCGAGAAGCUCCUGUUUAUUGUUGAUGGCUAUGAGAACAUGAUCGCAGUUGAGCCAGACUCUGAUGGGCUGGACGAUGGCCCGCCAUGUACAGACUGGUACCAGGAGCUCCCGGUGACCAAAAUCCUACUCAGUUUGUUGAAGAAAGAAUUGGUUCCCCAGGCCACCUUACUGAUCACAAUCAAGACCUUUUAUCUGACAGAUCUUAAGGGCUUGGUGGUGAAUCCAUGCUUUGUACAAAUGACAGGGUUCACAGAGGAAGACCUGUGGGUCUAUUUCAUGAGACACUUUGAUGAUUCAAGAGAAGUGAAGAAAAUCCUACAACAGAUAAGAAAAAACGAAACUCUAUUUGAUUCCUGCAGUGCCCCCAUGGUGUGCUGGAUUGUAUGUUCUUGUCUGAAGCAGCCGCAGGUGAGGUAUUACGCGCUCCAAUCAGUCACUGAGACCACCACCAGUCUGUACGCCCACUUUUUCACCAACUUGUUCUCCACAGCAGAGGUGGAUUUGGCAGAUGACAGCUGGCCAGGACAAUGGAGGGCCCUCUGCAGCCUGGCCAUAGAGGGGCUGUGGCCUAUGGCCUUCACAUUUAACACGCAGGCCACUCAGCGCGAAGGCCUGGAAGUGCCUUUCCUCGAUUAUCUCUACCAGCUCAAUAUUCUUCAAAAGGUCAGUGACUGUGGGGGUUGCUUUUCUUUCACCCACCCAAGUUUGCAGGAGUUUUUUGCAGCCCUGUCCUUUGUGCUGGAGGAACCUGAAGAAUUCCUUCAGCAUUCCGCAAAGUAUGAAGAGAUGAAGCUGUUACUGCAGGAUGCCUUGGUUAACAAAGAACCCUAUUGGACUCCAGUGGUUCUUUUCUUCUUCGGUCUUUUAAACAGAAACAUAGCGAGAGAACUGGAAGAUACUUUGCAUUGUAAAAUGUCUCCCAGGAAAAUGGAGGAAUUAUUAAAGUGGAGGGAAGAGUUAGAUAAGGCGGAAAGUGCCUCCAUCCAAUUUCAUGUUCUAAGAUUUUUUCACUGCCUACAUGAGUCCCAGGAGGAAGACUUCGUAGAGAAGAUGUUGGAUCACACCUUUGAAGUGGACCUUAAUAUUUUGAGAGACAAAGAACUCAAAGCUUCUUCAUUUUGCCUAAAGCAGUGUAAAAGGUUGAAUAAGCUAAGGCUUUCUGUUGGCAGUCACAUCCUUGAAAGGGACUUGGACACUCUGGACACAAGCAUGGUCAGUUCCAGGAUGCACGCGUGGAACAGUAUUUGCUCUGUGUUGGUCAGAAAUGAGAAUGUGCGUGAACUGGACCUGAGUAACAGCAAGCUCCAUGCCUUGUCCGUGAAAGCUCUAUGUCUUGCACUAAAAAAUCCAAGAUGCAAAGUCCAAAAACUGACGUGCAAGUCAGUAACUCCUGAGUGGAUUCUCAAGGAGCUCAUUCUUGCCCUCCAGGGUAACAGCAAGCUGACCCAUCUGAACUUGAGCUCCAACAAGCUGGGAGAGACUGCCCCCCUGAUUCUUAAAGCCUUGAAACACUCAGCCUGCAAACUCAAGUAUCUGUGCCUGGAGAAAUGCAACCUGUCAGGGGCCAGCUGUCAGGACCUGGCCUUGUUCCUGAUCAGCAUCCGACAAGUAACUCGACUGUGCCUGGGAUUUAAUCGGCUCCAAGACUCUGGCAUAAAGCUGUUGGGUGCUGCCCUGACUCACCCCGAGUGUGUCUUGGAGAGGCUGGAGCUCUGGUUUUGCCAGCUGGGAGCACGUGGUUGCAGGCACUUGUCAGACGCUCUCUUGCAGAACAGGACCCUGAUGCACCUGAAUCUGAGCAAGAACUGCCUGGGAGAUGAGGGAGUCAAGUUCCUGUGUGAAGCCUUGCGUCACCCUGAUUGUAAGCUGCAGAGCCUGAAUUUGUCAGGUUGCUCUUUCACAAGAGAGGGCUGUCAAGAGCUGGCUACUGCCCUCAAGCACAAUCACCAUGUGAAAAUCUUGGACGUUGGAGAAAAUGAUCUUGGGGAUGAUGGAGUCAAGCUGCUGUGUGAGGCUCUGAAACCUUCACAUCAUGCUUUGUACACACUUGGGUUGGCAAAAUGCAAUCUGACGACUGCUUGCUGCCCGCCUCUUGUCUCUGUUCUCCGCAGCAGUAAGACCCUGGUCAAUCUGAACCUUCUAGGCAAUGAGCUGGAUCCCGAUGGUGUUAAGAAGCUAUGUAAGGCCUUGAGGAAGUCGACAUGCAGGCUACAGAAACUCGGGUAA